UUAGAAUGAUGUUUGUAAAUAUCACACAGGGAUUUUUCCAAAGAUAUAAGGUUGCCCUUCGUGUAGAUAAAUUUGAGAUAACUGCGUAUGGUAUCUAAUUGAAACUUAUUUCAAUAAAAUACGAGAGUAUAUUUUAUUUAUUUGUUGAAGAUGUUGAACAAAACAUUGAACAAUUGUCCAAAAAGCAGUAAACAGUCUUAACGUACAAGUGAGAGGUCUAAAAAAAACCUGCUGCGUGCUUUUAAAGAUUGAUACUAUAAUUGUAAAAACAUUGGUCAAUGAAUAUCAAUGUUACAGACCUAGUUAUGGAGGAUAGUAUGAGUGUAAAGUCGAUGGAAUCAGUGGCGACAAGCGAUGAAUAUGAAUUUGUAAAUGAAAAAGGUACUAGCAAGCAGCAGCAAGCCCUCUUAGAACCACCCAUGCUAAAAAUCGCCAAUAACGGUAAUCUGGAGGACCUGCAAAAUAAUCUCCGUGAGAUUUUAACAGAGGACUCGAAAAUGGAGGGAAGUGAAUUCAAAGUGACGGGUGCUGGCCAACAGAACCAAGAGAAGAUGAAGAAAGUGGGCCACAGUAAAUUUUACGACGUUAGUUCUUGUAUUGUCACAUCGGAGAAGCAGGAUAUUAUGAAGCCCGAAGAUUAUCUUGAAGAAGAAUUGAAUACAUUGUCACACGUUCAACAAGAAUGCACUAUUUUCAAUGGUGUUAUGUAUUUGGGAUCAGCUGCCAUAAAUGCGCCAAAAUCAGAAUGCGAAAUCCAACGUAAUAUGAAUAUAUUAAACGCAGAGCAAUCCUUGAAUUUAGGAAUAAAGGUUUCUGUCUCGGUGCCGAGUAGUUCGCAAGGUUCAGUUGUUCUAUACGAUGCUGGAACACAACAAGCUAUCGCGCGUUAUGAAGUCCAACGUAUUCUAUUUUAUGCACGUGGUGAGAGUGCUGGUUCAUGUGCAGCAUGUUUUGCUUUUACAUGGUCACACGGGGAUACUUUAGAAUCUGCCAUUUACCAAUGUCAUGUUUUUCGCUGCGAUAUACCAGAAGCGGUCGGACAAGUGUCAGCCUGCUUUUCAAAAGCGUUCCAUAGAAUACCACGUUCAAUGACAAGUUCUUUAACGGGCAGUGACUUUAACGGUUUCAAUCCUGGUGAAAAAGUUAAUUCUAGAGUAUUUAUCUUUGAAGUCACUAUGGAAAUAAAAGAAGAAGAUGGAAAAGGUGGUUUUAGUACAGUUCCCAAGGAUAGAAAUUGUUUUAAAUUACGAAGCAAUGUGGCAAAACAAGUUUGUUUGAGUAUCCAGCAAGUGUCCAGUAAAGAAGGUGGUAUUACGCUUGAAGUCGAGAGAUGUUUCGGAGUACUUGUUAGCCCUGGGCGAAAUGUUAAACACAGUGAUAUGCGACUACUCGAGAUGGUAAAGAGAGAUUCACACCAGCAAGUUAAUUUUAUGUCUAUAAUCAGCUCAGAUGUUCGCAAUAUUACAACAAUUUUACAGCAAGUUAAUACUGGACCAAUAAUGCAAGAUAAACAGUGCUAUAAUAUUUGUGGACGUUGGGAUCCUGCAGAUCCCGCUUUGGAAACUCUUAAUAUAGAAACUCCUAGAGAGGGUAAAAUAUUCAUGACCGUUGCCGUUGAUCUCGUUAUUAGAGAUAUUCGAGAACCAGUAAGAUUUGUGAUAGAAACGUCAGUUAAAGUGUUUCCACAAAACGAGAGAUUUUGGUACUUUAAUAAAAGGAAUCUCGUGCAACAGUUUUUUCUUAAUUCCAAAGAGGUAAUUUCUGGGGAUGGUACAGAAGUACAUUAUGAAGUACAAAGCAUAGAAUCAUCUGGUGAAUUAGAUAGAAACAGAUUAAAUCUGGCUCUGAAUCUGGCAUCUUUAAUUAGAUCUCCCUCUUUAACUAGCAUCGAUACACUGACACCUAAAGAAGAAAUAGAUUCAGACGGUGAUGAACCUAUGUUAAGUGGUACAGGCGAAGUUUCGAAGGACUGCUCGGCGGAUGAAUUGGCCAGUUGGGCUGAAGUUUUAGAUAGUUGGCAAGUUAACGAGCAACGUCCGAAACUUCUUAUAAAACUGACAAAACAAGGAAUUCCUGAAGCUUUGCGCGGCGAAGUUUGGCAACGUCUGAGCAAUUGUGACAAUUCGCAAGAAAUGAUGGACAAAUACAGAAUGUUAAUCACGAAAGAGAGCAGCUGCGAGAGCGUAAUUUUAAGGGAUAUCAAUAGAACAUUUCCAGCCCAUGACUUCUUUAAAGAAACAGGUGGUUUAGGGCAAGACUCUUUAUACAGAAUAAGUAAAGCGUAUGCUGUUCACGAUGAAGAGGUUGGAUAUUGUCAGGGCCUCAGUUUUUUAGUUGCUAGUCUGUUACUGCACAUGCCCGAAGAGCAAGCGUUUUGUGUUCUGGUCAAAUUAAUGUACGACUAUGGUCUUCGAGAUUUAUACAAGGAUAGAUUUGACAACCUUUACAUGCGAUUUUAUCAAUUAAAUCGUUUAAUAGAAGAUCAAUUGCCGGAACUUUAUAAGCAUUUCUGUGAUCGCGGUGUAGAAACGCACAUGUUCGCCGCACAAUGGUUUCUAACUCUAUUUACUGCUAGAUUUCCAUUAUAUCUUGUCUUUCAUAUCUUGGAUGUAUUUCUUUUACAAGGACUCGACACGCUAUUCCAAGUCGCCCUCGCUUUGUUAAUGCUUUGUAAAAAAGAAUUAUUACAACUAGAUUUUGAGAGCAUAUUAAAAUACUUCCGGGUACAUUUACCAAAACGUUGCCGAAACGAAGAAGUUGCACGCUAUGUUAUGAAAUUAGCUUGUUCAGUGACAUUGAAGAAAUUGAAGAAAUAUGAAGCAGAAUUUAUGACGUUGAAAGGUAAUUUUAUAUUCUACGUUUGAAUACUUCUCUGUUCACCUUUAAACACAAUGUUCCAUCAAUUCAUUAGGGAACACUACACUGUGCUGUACAUGCAUGUACAUUUCGUGUAUAGUUCAGCAAUCAUUGCCUGUUGGUUGUGAAUUUGUUUUCAGUGUGGAUAGAAGCUUUAGGCACAUACGAACUUUAUUAUAUUUAUAGACAUGCCAUAUUAAAAACUAAAGAGUCAAAGAUUCUUGGCAAGAGCUAUUACUAAUAAAACUACAUAUAAAAUACAACGAGUUCUUAGGCUGUGCCAUAGAACGUAUAUUUUUUGUAGUACUUAGAAUAGAAUUUUUCUAAAAUCAAAUACAAUCUAAUUAAAAUACAUAGAAAUGUAUAUUGCUAUGUUUUGAUAACACGAUAGUAAUAGAAAUAUAGUAAAUUAAAUCUAUUAAAAAAUAAAAAAUUUAAUAUUAUAGAUAUAUUAAUUAAAUAUAAAAUGUAUUCAACCUGUACGUAGGACAAUAUGCUCGCGCGUGUAUAUUUAACGUUUAUACGUAUAAAUUUGAUAAUAAAUACAUACGAGAUAGAACUUCAUACUUUCUGAGCCAAAGUAUGUAUAAAAUGUUUCUAGUCUCAUAGCAUUCACUGCAUCAAGUACUCAAACUUUCUUAUUAAUAAAUGUAUUAAUAAAAAUUUUAUAAUAAACUUUACACACACAGCUCUCUAUAUUUAUGUGAUUUAGAAAUAUGAAAUGGACAUUGUAUAAUUACUUUAUGGUCAGGUGGUGGUUUUGCUUGCCUGUAUAUUUUCUUGUUUCCAAAUCUGAGUAUUUGCCACGUGGCGAAAGUACAUCACCGAGAGAGAUUAUUGUUAACAUAAGAAAUUUGUUGAACAGAACGCAGUUUUAAAAGAAAAAAGAAAACAUGGAAUAUUUUCCUUGGAAGAUACAAAGACUUAUUUUAAAAUUGCUAGGAUGUAAUAGGACUAAUGUGUGAAAACCGCUUACAUUUAAUUACCUUUCAAUAUAAAAUUCUAUUUUGGUAAUCCUAAUUUAUAUUGUAUGCAAGUAAUUUUAUCAUUAUCACACGUAUAAAUCUGUUUGGUUUCAUUUUUUCGUUGCAAAUAGCUUUCAGUUUAUAAUACUGCUUGAAUGUAUUGUUCAGUGAUUAGUUAUUAAUUAUAUUAUAUUAAUGGUUAAUUAUCAAUGAUAUUAACAAUAAUUUUGUUGAGUUUUUAGAGACUUAAAGAUAGAUUGACAGAUUAAUAGAUUUAUUAUUAUUAUCAUCAAUUGAUGUUUUAUUAUAGAACCCCUACAAUUAUGAGAUUUAUUUAUACGUACGAGUAAAGUGUGAAACUUGAAUAAGAGGAUAUUAAAGACAGUUAAUAAUAUAUUUUUUUUGUCCCAUUGAUUGGGCAACGAGAACUGAUGAGUAACUAAUCAAAAUAUAACUUCCACAAUACAAAAUACUCAUAAAAUUAUAGAAUUGUUAUGUUGUAUUUUUUUUGCGCUGUUGUGUUACAACGGCUAUACAUGUCUCAAUGCGUGCUGUGAACAUAUAGUAUAUUAAUACCGUGUGUUAUAGACGAGGAUGUUCUGUUUCAUGUUAUCAAACCUUUAUUGUAAGUUUAACUUUGUAAAGUAUUAUUUAUUUUUUAAUUAUAUCACAUUAUUGGAAAA
Temnothorax curvispinosus is the source of this 4504-nucleotide messenger RNA. RefSeq names its product rab GTPase-activating protein 1-like. The record is from RefSeq and is a predicted model, not a curated record. The transcript has 11 exons. The coding region runs from base 279 to 2864 and encodes 861 amino acids. Lineage: Eukaryota; Metazoa; Arthropoda; Insecta; Hymenoptera; Formicidae.